Molecule: messenger RNA, 1697 nt
Organism: Branchiostoma floridae (Florida lancelet)
Lineage: Eukaryota; Metazoa; Chordata; Leptocardii; Amphioxiformes; Branchiostomatidae
Product: galactosylceramide sulfotransferase-like
Exons: 9
Coding region: 109-1668 (519 amino acids)
Biological process (GO): glycolipid biosynthetic process
Cellular component (GO): membrane
Molecular function (GO): galactosylceramide sulfotransferase activity
Source: RefSeq, a predicted model, not a curated record
GCACAUUGAGCACCGCCUAUGUACACUACAGAUUCUACUCUACUGCUGUGUUCUGAUUGUUCGUUCAAUACCCCGUAGCGUCGCGGACGACUUGUGUUAAAUGUCAACAUGAUGCAAGGCCCCUUAAAUAGGCCGAGGUUGAGCCAACCUAAGUUCGCCAUGGAUAGGAAGAAGAUGCUACUGUUGCAGAGCGUGGCGGUACUGUUGGUUAUCGUGGCGUUCAUGCUGCUGGUGUACGAGUAUCCCAUCGGCAGGAAGCAGCAGGUCGGGGAGCAGACCGAGGGCCAGGCACAGGCCCAGGCCCAGGGCACCGGGGUACAAAUGCAGAGCAUGCAACAGAUCAUAACCUGGAGAACAGCGCCGUCCUGCGAUCAUCCUAAGAACAACUUCGUCUUCAUAGAGGUGAAUCGCGCGGGCUCCACUACCAUACAGUGCAUGUUGAUGCGUUACGCCUACAACCACCACCUACAUGUUAUACUGCCCAGAAAUGGGUUGGAACUGAAAUGGAUCAAAGACUCGGGUGCCACCUUUGACGACCUACCCUGGGCAGAUGGCGGGUACAACGUCAUCGUCCACGGGAUGACGUAUAAGUGGAAGGUACAUGACGUCAUGCCCCCGGACACCUCCUACUUCAGCAUCCUGCGGAACCCAGAGAACCACUUCAAGUCCAUGUUCCAUUAUUACGACGUCGGGAAAGUGCUCGGCAUCACUGGCAAGAACCAGGCCAGCAAGAUACUCAAGAACCCCUCGGCUCUGACCGACAAGAAGGGCGGGAUCGGUGAGACACAGUUCGUCACGUCUGUCAGGAUGUCUGCGCAGGCGCGGGACCUCGGCUUCGGACCGGGAACAGACUUCGACCAGCCAAAAUCACUCGAAAAUUUCAGGAACAUCACCCGUGACUUCGGUAUGAUGGUGAUCCUGGAGCACCUGUCGGAGUCGCUGGUGCUGCUGCGGCGCGUCAUGUGCUGGGAGCUGCGGGAUAUACUGUACCUGGACAAGGCUGUUACCACUUACAGCUAUAAGGACAUACCUAUGGGAAGUCGUCAGCUUUCCAACCUAAAGAUGAUAAACAAAAUAGACUUCCAGCUGUACGACUUCUUCAACCAAACGCUGUGGAAAACCAUCAAGGGUCUCGGACCGGAGUUUCUUGAAGAGGUCAGCUACUACCGAGAGGUCAACAUCGAGGUCGCCGAGUACUGUCGGCAGAUUGAGACCGAGGAAACGAUCGCCAAACUGUCCAUACCGGCGGGGAAGUGGACGACUGGUUUCAUGGUACACCAGAGAACGUGCGAGGAACUGAAACUGCAGUUCGAGGACUGGAACACUAAGUUUAUAAUGAGACGGAACGCCGAAAUCAGGGGGGAAUCAGAGAAUGAUGUCACGGAUACAGAAGGAACAGAAGGCGACCUUCCACCCCCACCUAAAGUAGACAACCUUCCACGUCCAUCCAUACCAAAGGAAAAAGAAGAAAACCUUCCCCCUCCACCUAAAGUAGACACCCCUCCACCUCCACCUUUACAAGAAGAAAAAGUAGACAACCUUCCAUCUCCACCUCUUCCAGAAAUAAAAAAGAAAGGGAAAAAGACGGAUAAAAAGAGCCACAAUUCUGCAAAAGACAUACUAGAUGAAAUGAACGUACCUGAUGAAUUGCCAUCCGCGCCUAAGUAGUGACACUUUGUUAGAAUUUGCGCAUUCUG